Messenger RNA from Cavenderia fasciculata, 1122 nucleotides. RefSeq lists its product as uncharacterized. NCBI's taxonomy places the organism in Eukaryota, Evosea, Eumycetozoa, Acytosteliales, Cavenderiaceae. The transcript has 4 exons. The record is from RefSeq and is a predicted model, not a curated record. The coding region runs from base 1 to 1122 and encodes 373 amino acids.
AUGAAUAGGAAAUAUUUAAAUAGUUGUAGUAGUUAUUUAAUAUUGUUGAUAUUUAUUUUUUUGAUUAUAAAUGAUGAUGAUGGGGGAUCAUCAUGUGGUGGAACAUGUUGUCAUGGUAGUGUAGUGGUGGAAAAAGAUGAUUAUAAUAUAGAAGAGGCAAAUACAUUGUUGGUACCAAUGGAGGGUGCUGGCAGUGCACAAUCAUUCCUGCAUCCUGGAGUAUCAAAAACAGAGACCAAUAUAUUGGGUAGUGCUCCAUCAUCUGACAUUCGAUACAGCUUUCCAGUGACACCUGGUAUGACCAAACAAGACUAUAAAUGCACGUAUCUUCGUUUUGACAUGAAUAUUGGUAUCGACCCUGGCCAGUUUUCAAUUCUAUCUUGUUGGUGCUCGACCAUCACUUGGUGUGGUGGGUCUGCAGACCAAUGGCGGCGCCAAGAAUCGGUUCAUGUUUGGUCUGUUUGCGUCCGAACGGUGGUCAGUGCCAAGGGUAACGGCACGUCCCAUCUACUCGCCAAAGACAACUCGGUGCGCGGUACCAUCAACAUGACCGCCAUCAUCCUGCCACUCAUCAACAAGAUCUCUAGUCAGGGGAUGGCAUGUCUCGACACACUUGCUGGAUUGCCCGGUAAACCAGACUAUGCCUAUCUCGUCGAAUGCUCAGACAGACGAACACAACACUAUGUCAUGUCAUCGAUGGACAACUCGAUUAGAACCACCAGUAACCUGUGUGUCUCCAUUUGCAACAUCACUCGUGUUACCCGAGGUGGACCGUGUUGUAUGAAUCGAUGUGAGAGUAAUGUCGAUCCUGCCAGCACUCCACUCACCCAACAAUGGAAGCUCCUUCCUCUCAACUACACCCACACUCGUCUCCAGUCGGCCAUGAACGCGUCUCUCUGUCUCACCGCAGUCUCUCCACUCACCCCCAGAAACCCCUAUGACCGUGCCGAACCACCCAUCCUCACGCUCCAACUAUGUCAACAAACCAAUGACCCCGAAUUCCUAUCCUAUUCAUCACAUCACCAAAUUUGGGCAAUUCCAUUUAAUCUUGAUCGUCUAGCUCAACAAAGAAAACUUGAAGAAGAAACAAAAACAAAAAAAAUGGAAGUUCUAAAUAAUUAA